Messenger RNA from Glycine soja, 1537 nucleotides. RefSeq lists its product as uncharacterized. NCBI's taxonomy places the organism in Eukaryota, Viridiplantae, Streptophyta, Magnoliopsida, Fabales, Fabaceae. The transcript is spliced from 2 exons. Bases 141 to 1352 code for a protein of 403 amino acids. The record is from RefSeq and is a predicted model, not a curated record.
UGCAUGCCAGAUUCUAUAUAAAUAUUCUCUUUCACUUCAUGUCCUCUCCAACUAUCCUCUGCAUCAUUAAAGCAAUACUUGAAAAUCAUCAAAGCAGAGGAAAGAAACAAAAAGUCAAAACAAAGGCACAAUAUUUGUAGAUGGCGAAGAUGGGUGGAAGAAAGUGGAGCAUCUUGGUGGCCAUCUUCAUCUUACUUCUUGCUAUGGAAGCUGUCAUUGCUCAAGGUCAAGGAAAUGGUAAUGGCAACAAUGGAAAUGGCAAUGGUAAUGGUAACGGUAAUGGCAAGGGUAAUGAUAAGGAAGAGAAGGAGAGGGAGAAGAGGGAGAAGGAGAAGGAGAAGAGGGAGAAGAAGGAGAAAAAGGAAAAGGAAAAGGAGAAGAAGGAAAAAGAGAAACAGGCAAAAAAGCAGCAGGGUGAAGCCACAAAUUAUGACAAGCUGUCACCUUUGCCAACAGGUCAAGAACGAGGCUUCUGCAGAAAAAACACUGCCUGUGAGUUUAAGACCAUUGUGUGUCCAUCCGAGUGCGCAUACAGGAAACCCAAGAAGAACAAGAAGCAGAAGGCAUGUUUCAUUGACUGCAGCAGCAGUACAUGUGAAGCCACUUGCAAGGUUAGAAAAGCCAACUGUGAUGGAUAUGGUGCUUUGUGUUAUGAUCCUCGCUUUGUUGGUGGUGAUGGAGUGAUGUUCUACUUCCACGGUGCCAAAGGAGGAAACUUUGCCAUUGUUUCAGAUGAUGAGUUCCAAAUCAAUGCUCACUUCAUUGGUACUCGACCAAAAGGAAGGACUCGAGACUACACAUGGGUGCAAGCACUCUCUGUCAUGUUUGACACACACACUCUUGCCAUUGCAGCCAAUAGAGUGUCUCACUGGGAUGACAAUGUAGAUUCUCUCAUAGUAAAGUGGGAUGAUGAACUAGUCAACAUUCCCACUGAUGGAGAGGCUGAAUGGAGGGCCAAUGGUGAUGAAAGAGAAGUGGUUGUGGAGAGAACUGACGAUACCAACAGUGUGAGAGUGACAGUUUCUGGUUUGAUUGAGAUGGACAUUAGCGUGAAGCCAAUCAGAGAGCAAGAAAACAAGGUUCACAAUUACCAGUUGCCAUCAGAUGAUGCUUUUGCUCAUUUGGAGACACAGUUCAGGUUUAAGAAAAGUACUGAUAACUUUGAAGGAGUUUUGGGUCAGACUUAUAGGCCAGGGUAUGUUAGUCCUGUCAAAAGAGGAGUUCCUAUGCCAAUGAUGGGUGGUGAGGACAAGUACCAAACUCUCUCUAUGUUUUCAACAUCAUGUAACCUAUGCAAGUUCCAGAGGCCAUCUGAGAUAGCAAGCACCGAAGGACUAGUUGCUCAGUACUGAUAUUAUGCAUCAUGAAAAAUAAGACAUUCUUAGUGUUCUCAUUGUUGACAUCUUGCAUUUUGGUUUCUUUAUAUUGUAUCCACACAAAUAAGGGCCUAAAAUGUUGCCCAUGAUCAACCUUUUGUAAAAUGUAAUAGUGAUUAACGUGUAUUAAAGAUAUGAAAGAAUCAUUUUUUAGUCUUCCA